Cuscuta epithymum is the source of this 2292-nucleotide messenger RNA. NCBI's taxonomy places the organism in Eukaryota, Viridiplantae, Streptophyta, Magnoliopsida, Solanales, Convolvulaceae. The record is from the annotation of a GenBank genome assembly.
UCUAAACGCACCUACCCAAAACCCAUUUACGAGAGGUUGUAAUGUUAUACACCCAUCACAACUUCACAAGCCAUAAAAAAGACAGAAAAAUACGCAAUAGACCGUUAUGGUAGGAGGUCUUAUUGGUGGCAAUAUAUUCAAGAUGGCAAUAGAGUAAUUUGCCUAAAACUGAAAAACCUGAAGGGUGGUGGAGCCGAGAUGGGCAAACGUCUUCUUCCCAAAAACUGUCGGUGCUCUGCCCUUUUCAUCUCCCAAUAGAAACCUGGGUUUCUCAAAUCCUCACAGAAUUCAUAUGUUUUUUUUUCUCCAUUGUUGAACAAGGUUUACGUCUAUUUCAUGCCUCCCUUGAACCUUUACAUUUCAUUUCAUAAAAAAAAGAGAAAGAAAGUAAAGGAUGGGGAGGAGGACAAGGCCGAAAGGGAGAUGCUGUGGGUGGUUUCUGGCCGGAAUAGUUGCGGCGGCGAUCGGCGUAGCUAUUUAUGUGCUUAUUCUGAAACACAAAGCUGAAGAGCCUCCGGGAGUCACGAACCAGAAAUACGCAAAUGCCCUCAAAGUUGCUUUGCAAUUCUUCGACGUCCAGAAGGCUGGGAAGCUGGACGAAAACAAAAUACGUUGGAGGGGAGAUUCGGCGCUCAAAGAUGGAAGCGAAGCGAAGCUGGAUUUGAGCAAAGGAAUGUACGAUGCAGGAGACCUCAUUAAGUUUGGUUUCCCGAUGGCUUACACUGCAACUGUGCUGUCAUGGGCGAUCCUCGAGUAUGGCGACCGUAUGGCUGUCGUCGACCAGCUUGAACCUGCCCGUGACUCGCUCAAAUGGAUAACUGACUUCUUGGUCAAUGCACAUCCCUCUCCUAAUGUCUUGUACAUUCAGGUUGGGGAUGCAGAACAUGACCAUAGUUGUUGGGAAAGACCAGAAGACAUAAAUAAUGAUAGGCCAUUGAUCCAAGUGAAUGCUUCUGUUCCCGGAACAGAUGUUGCUGCUGAAACCGCAGCAGCUAUGGCAGCGGCAUCCCUUGUUUUUAAAUCCACCGACGCUGAAUAUUCAACCUUGCUUUUGAAACACGCCAAACAGUUGUUCACCUUUGCUGACAAAUAUCGAGGAUCCUACAGUGAAAAUAUCCCCGGAGUAGCCACAUAUUACAAUUCGACCGGGUAUGGGGAUGAGCUCUUAUGGGCAGCGAGUUGGCUCCAUCACGCAACGGGUGAUAGGUCAUAUUAUGAGUAUGCAACUGGGGAGAAUGCGGAGAAGUUUGUGAAAUGGGGAAGUCCGACUUGGUUUAGCUGGGAUGAUAAGUUUCCUGGAGCUCAGGUUUUGAUUUCCAGGGUGAGUUUCUUUAAGAAAAAAGCCCCCCUCUCGAAUUCGAUUACUCUCCAGAAGUAUAGAGGCACUGCAGAAGCAGUCAUGUGUGGUCUCUUACCAACAUCUCCAACCGCCACUUCUAGCAGAACAGACUCUGGUUUGAUAUGGGUAAGUCAAUGGAAUGCUUUGCAACAUCCUGUCGCCUCUGCCUUCUUAGCAGUCGUUUAUAGUGAUUACAUGCGUUCUUCUCACACUGCUAAGCUAUUAUGUGAUGGCAAAUAUUUUUCAUCAUCUGAUCUCCGAAAGUUUGCCAUGUCACAGGCUGACUAUGUAUUGGGAGAUAAUCCAAUGGGGAUGAGCUACCUUGUUGGGUAUGGAGAUAAGUACCCGAAAUAUGUUCAUCACAGAGGAGCCUCGAUCCCUGCAGAUAUGAAAACCGGUUGCAAAGAAGGCUUCAAAUGGCUUGAAUCACCCAAACCAAACCCGAAUGUCGCAAUUGGAGCAUUAGUCGGUGGACCAUUUCUAAACGAGAGCUAUGUUGAUGCAAGGAAUAACUCUAUGCAAGGAGAACCAACCACCUAUAAUAGUGCACUCCUUGUUGGUCUCCUUUCUGGUUUGGUUACCACCUCUCCAGUGGUCCCAUCCUUUGUAUGAGGCAGGUGGUUCCUAGCUAAUACACAACUUUAUACAUGUACAUAAACCCAACAUUAUACAUCUUUAUGUAUACAUAUACACACACAUAGUGUAUGUACAGAGUAUAUCCUAAAAUUCCUAGGUUCUUGAAUGUUGCUAAAAUGUAUGUAUACAGAAUAAUGGUUGUGUACUUAUACUGAAUAUGGGGUGGCGGAUGGCAAACUUUUUGUAAGAGGUUCACAGAUGGACGCUCGUCAAGUCGAAUCCGAUUCCCGUCCGGUUAGCUCAGGUGUCCAGAUUGAAAAACUUUAAAUGGAGCUGGAUUAACCUAUCUUAAUACCAAUUCAUGUACAUUUCCUGUU